Molecule: messenger RNA, 2038 nt
Organism: Cinara cedri
Lineage: Eukaryota; Metazoa; Arthropoda; Insecta; Hemiptera; Aphididae
Source: the annotation of a GenBank genome assembly
AUGUCUAAAAUAAAAUCAACUUUAAAAAGUAAAAUUUCCAAUUGGAUUGCUCUUUACAAUGAACAUAAAGAAGUAUUUGCAUCAGAUGAAAACGUUAUAUAUUGUCCCAUAUGUAAUAAAUUUGUAUCUACUGAAAAAAAAUAUCUAUUAGAUCAUCAUGCCGAAAGAAGUAAGUUUUUUAUUUUAUGCUCAUACUACUCGUAAUAUACUACAUAUUAAUUAAAAAAUACAUGUAUAUUCUUUUUUAAUAUAACACAUAAAUUCAUUACAAAGGAAUAAAGACAAAAAAAACAGCUUUUGAUUACUUCUCAAAAUUCGAAUAGAAAAAUGUUUUUUUUUUUUCGAAGAUUUAUUUAAUGUAUUUGUUGCUACAAAUAUUCCUUUGCAUAAGCUGGGCUAUCGUGUGUUAAAAUCAUUUUUAGAAAAACAUACUGGAAAAUCAAUUCCGGACGAAAGCACUUUAAGAAAAAAUUACAUACCAAAUAUUUAUAAAUGCGUUAUGGAUCAAAUAAUUAGUGAUAUUGAAAACAAUUACGUUUACAUAAUUGUUGACGAAACAACCGAUCCAAGAGGUUUGUAUAAAUAUUUUUUUUUAAUUUCUCAUAUAAUAAAAUAUACUAUUUUCGUUUAGGUUGGACUAUUGCAAAUUUAUUAAUUGGUAAAUUAGAUGGGAGGCCUAGAAAAUAAUAUUUAGUUGCAUGUAAACAACUUGAAUCCACCAAUUAUGAAACUAUUUGUCAGCAGUGUAUUAAUUUCUCGUUAGAAAUAUUUCCUGGUAUUGAACAAAAAGCAUUACUUUUUAUAAGUGAUGCUGGUACUUACAUGAUAAAAGCAGAAAAAUUAAUUCAUAUUACACGUAUAGCGCACACAGUUAAUAGAGUUCUAGAGAAAAUUCGACAAUUGUAUGCCGACAUUUACAAAGUGAUUAACAAUGGUAUUAUAUUAAGUACUCAUUUAAAAUUUAAAUACAUAUGUAACUUAUAUCGUUUAUUUCAAGAAAAAAAACUUUCCUAAAAACACCAUCAAGAGUAAAUAAAUACAAAAAAGAAAUGCCGGGUAUACCCUUACUACCCGAACCUAUUAUUGCAAGAUAAGGGAACAUGGUUAAAUGCUGCACUUUUCUAUACAAAUAAUUUUGAAGAGUUUAAAAACGUGAUUGAAAGUUUAACAGAUAAUGCUACAAGUGUCAAAAAAAGUUGAAACAGCUUGUACAAACUAAUGCAGUCAAAUGUGGUUUAGCAUUUAUAAAAUUACACUUAUCCGAGUUAUCCAUGAAUCUUAAAAAUUUGGAAGAAUCUAAUAGUGAACUACUGAAAAGCAUAGAUAUUUUUAGAAAAAUUGAAAUAUUUUAACAAAUAUUCCCGGUCCAAAUGGGGAAAAAAUUAAAGAAAAAUAUAUGUGUGUAAUUGAAAAAAUGAAGGUCAUAACAUUUUAAAGUCUUACUAUGAAGUCAUGUCAGGUAAAUUAAAUGUUAAUUUAAAUAUAAUGCCUACUUUAUUAAAUUUUUUUAAAUAUGCACCAAUAACUAGUGUAGACGUAGAACGUAGUUUUUCUUAGUAUAAACAUAUUUUAUGAAUACUUAAUUUUAAAGGAAAUCAUUUAGAAAUGUAUCUAAUUAUCAAUUUUAAUUUUAAAAAACAUUUAUCAUACAUUUUAAGUAACAUUUAUCUAAUUUGUUUUAUAUACAUUUUGCAUUUUUAUAGUGAAAUUUAUUAUGCAAUUUUUACGUAAUUUUUAUUUUAAAUAAUUUUAAUAUGCAAUUUUUGUGUGUUUUAAUUGCAAUUAAAUCCGGUCUUUCCUCAUAAUCGUCCAACACAUGAAGUUGAAUUUACUCAACGUGAAUUUCGAAAUACUUUAAAGGAAAAUUAAUUUUCUAUUUUUUUAUACUAUAGUUUGUUUUACAGAGGCUGUAGUUCACUCAGCUUCUCCUGGAAACGUAACUGAUUUCCUCCAGUUUUUGUUGAUGGAAAAGGUAUUCUUACUAUCUAAUUUCAAACAAUGGACAAGAGGCAAAUAUGAGGUAGAUACUAUAUUAUAA